Molecule: messenger RNA, 393 nt
Organism: Musa acuminata AAA Group (dessert banana)
Lineage: Eukaryota; Viridiplantae; Streptophyta; Magnoliopsida; Zingiberales; Musaceae
Product: RING-H2 finger protein ATL78-like
Exons: 1
Coding region: 1-393 (130 amino acids)
Source: RefSeq, a predicted model, not a curated record
AUGUUGUCUUCUUCCGCUCUUACCGCUGCUCCAUGUGGCCUUCAACCACUACUCAAAGAAGUGGCCCCGAAGAGGCUGUUGCUUCACGGUCCACGGUUCGACUCGGUGGCUCCUGUUGCCGCGCCGGCCUCGCAUAAGAGGAACUCCUUCAACGCCCACGUGAUCAUGAUCCUCGCCGUCGUCCUCUGCGCUCUAAUCGGCGCCGUUGUAAUGAGCGUCGUCGUCCGAUGCGCGCUUAGCGUCUCGCGGUGUGUCUGGCCCGAAGUACCCCGGGAACCCGGGCCCUGCCUUCCGGCCGAUUACGCGGCGGCUGCCCGGGUCAAGGGGGAGGCCGUCGCCGCAGCAUCCGGCGUGAUUGUGUACUCAUCCGAACAGUGCGGCGGCGGGUCGUAG